AUGGACGGUUUUUCAAGGCAAGCUGACUGUUUAACAUCGCCGAGUUUGUUGAAAAGGCUGAGGCAGUUUGUGUACAAGCAUUUCAACACUGCUUCUGCUUCCUCCGAGGGACGAAGGCACAUACCGAAUGCAUGGAAAGUAGACCAAGCUGCGCUGGAGAAAGGUAAUCGUACUAUACAGUACAUCAUACACAACACUAUUACUUCGACAACAGGAGCGAGAUGGCUCAAGUGGUUAGAGCGCGAGUUCGCUGACCGGAAGGUUCCUUAUUCGAACGCGACCUCUGACACUCGACCUCCCCUGUCUAGGCUGGGGCGACUUGACAGCAGCCCGGCCCUCGUGCUUCUUUCGGGUUGCAUGGCUGCUAGUACUUCUCGAUGGGUAUGGACUUACGGGAGGAACCACGCAAACUGUACUGCGCCACAUGCCUUUGACCUACUGUAUGAUGUUUUCUUUCAGUCUGUUGGGCAACGUCCUUCCCCCGAAGCACCGAUCGACACAACUAACUCCGUAAACCACCCACGAAUGCCGAAUAUUAAAAUAUUUUCUGGUAGUUCCAACCAUGCCCUUGGCCAGAAGAUUGCUGAUCGGAUUGGGGUACGUUUGGGCAAGGUGACCUCGCGCAAGUUCAGUAACCAAGAGACAUGCGUCGAGGUUGGUGAGUCAGUGAGAGGCGAGGAUGUGUUUAUUGUGCAAACGGGUGGAGGUGAGGUCAACGACAAUCUUAUGGAACUGCUUAUCAUGAUCAACGCAUGCAAAAUCGCUUCCAGUUGUCGUGUGACCGCCGUGAUUCCCUGCUUCCCGUACGCAAGACAGGACAAGAAAGAUAAAUCCCGGGCACCGAUUUCAGCCAAACUUGUUGCGAAUAUGCUCUCAGUCGCUGGUGCUGACCACAUCAUCACCAUGGAUUUGCAUGCAAGCCAGAUUCAAGGGUUCUUUGACAUACCUGUGGAUAAUUUGUAUGCAGAACCCGCUGUGAUCAAGUGGAUCAAGAGCAACAUUCAAGAAUGGAAGGACUGUGUGAUUGAUAAAUCCCGGGCACCGAUUUCAGCCAAACUUGUUGCGAAUAUGCUCUCAGUCGCUGGUGCUGACCACAUCAUCACCAUGGAUUUGCAUGCAAGCCAGAUUCAAGGGUUCUUUGACAUACCUGUGGAUAAUUUGUAUGCAGAACCCGCUGUGAUCAAGUGGAUCAAGAGCAACAUUCAAGAAUGGAAGGACUGUGUGAUUGUCAGCCCCGAUGCUGGUGGCGCCAAACGAGUUACUUCCAUCGCGGAUCAACUGAACGUCGAUUUUGCUCUGAUCCAUAAGGAACGGAAACGCGCCAAUGAGGUUGACCGAAUGGUCUUGGUUGGGGAUGUGAAUAAACGUGUAGCCAUUUUGGUGGACGAUAUGGCGGACACUUGUGGCACUAUCUGUACUGCUGCUGACAAAUUAAUCGAAGCUGGAGCGUCUCGAGUAUACGCCAUUUGCACACAUGGAAUUUUCUCUGGUCCAGCACUGGAACGGAUCAACAAGUCAUCAUUUGAGGCGGUGGUGGUAACCAAUACGCUAAGUCAGGAUGAAAACAUGAGCAAAGCACCGAAAAUCCAGUGCAUCGAUAUAAGCGUUAUGCUGGCCGAAGCCAUCCGCCGAACGCAUAAUGGUGAAUCUGUCUCCUAUCUCUUCAAUCAUGUUCCGCUUUGAAGCUACAAAAGAUGAGCCCAUCAUUGUUUGGCUUUUUGUGUCCUCGUGUACCAGUUUUUAUUAUCCUCUGUGGCCGAUCUCCCCGCUAUUGGCGCACCUCGUUUUGCUGCAAAUAUUGUCCAUCUCCAUUGCGUUUCUCCUUUUCCCAGUUGACGAGCAAGUUCUCAUCUCAGAUAACACGUAUAUUUUUCACCACUGUCAUAUGUGCUUGCACGUCCAUUUGUGCGUAUUAUGUACAGUUGCAUUUUCUAGUCCUGCGCGCACUCUAGUUGGAUCGAAAAAGGACUACAGGAAUACGCACGCAGACUUCACUUUCGGAAUCAAAAUAUAGUUCUAGAGCUUUGCA
Messenger RNA from Opisthorchis viverrini, 2029 nucleotides. RefSeq lists its product as hypothetical. The transcript has 10 exons. Gene Ontology annotation, cellular component: ribose phosphate diphosphokinase complex; cytoplasm. Lineage: Eukaryota; Metazoa; Platyhelminthes; Trematoda; Opisthorchiida; Opisthorchiidae. Gene Ontology annotation, molecular function: ribose phosphate diphosphokinase activity; magnesium ion binding. The coding region runs from base 1 to 1683 and encodes 560 amino acids. Gene Ontology annotation, biological process: ribonucleoside monophosphate biosynthetic process; purine nucleotide biosynthetic process; 5-phosphoribose 1-diphosphate biosynthetic process. The record is from RefSeq and is a predicted model, not a curated record.